AUGGUGCGGGAGAGACCCUUUGGUAACUUUGUUGCGGAAUCGCCGGCCACUCCCGUGACGGUAAAAUGGGCCAAUGCACCAAUCAAUCAAUCAAGACGCCUAGGCGCAUUAGCGCAUCCUUCAGGCCCGCUAGUCUACACCCUGCAGCGUUGCAGUAUUCUACUUGGCCAAAUCCACCGGGAGAAGCCAACGGCCUUAGCGACGCCGUCAUCAUCGAAUGAGCCGGAGGUGCUGUCCAAGUUUCGACGAAUUUCCCACCUGGGCGACACGGACCGAGAGAUGAAGCCAUCGCGGGAUUUGCUCUGA
Messenger RNA from Penicillium longicatenatum, 306 nucleotides. RefSeq lists its product as uncharacterized. The coding region runs from base 1 to 306 and encodes 101 amino acids. The transcript has a single exon. The record is from RefSeq and is a predicted model, not a curated record. NCBI's taxonomy places the organism in Eukaryota, Fungi, Ascomycota, Eurotiomycetes, Eurotiales, Aspergillaceae.